Molecule: messenger RNA, 1680 nt
Organism: Argiope bruennichi
Lineage: Eukaryota; Metazoa; Arthropoda; Arachnida; Araneae; Araneidae
Exons: 8
Coding region: 270-1352 (360 amino acids)
Source: RefSeq, a predicted model, not a curated record
AUGACUUCAAAGCGAACACUCGACACUUCACGAACAGUUCUGGUUGCUCCUCGAGCUUUUUGCUCUUGUUUCACACACUGCACCGGAUACAGUUGCCGUGAAGUUAUUUCUGUUUCCCGGUUUAAUGUGAGUAUGAAAAGGGAAGAUUUUUUUAGAAUGUGCAUUUUCCAAUCACUGUGAUUCUUGAAGACUAAAAGUUUUAUUUUUGAAGCCAUGUUCUAUAUUAGAAAUUUUAGAAACUGUUUAAGAAAUUCUAAAGUGACGUGAUAAUGUUCUCCUCAAGCAGCGCAACGGUGUGUUGCACUAUCUUAACUGCAUUAUGCCUAACUUUUGUUCAUUCACAUGCUUUACCCAACCUCCGAGUUCGAAGACUAGAAGAAGGUUACAACAACGAAGGUGACUUAAGACUGGAACCUACUGAAACUAUCGUCUAUCCGGGCAGCAAUGUCACCUUCACCUGUUCUCAUCCCUCUAACGUGACAUUCAGAUGGACAUUAAACUCGGACAUCAAGCUCUACGAUGUCCAACUCGGAAUCUCCGUGACCGAGGAGUCCGGGAAGGUCGCCUUCUACAGUCGACUUACUAUCCCUCUAGUGACUCGCCGAAUGUCUGGAGAAGUGAUAUGCACCACAGAUGACGAUCUCUACGGUGUGCGUGGUUUUCUCAUCGUUAAUGCAGGGGUGAGAAAUGGCGGAGCUUGCCGAGCGACCAGUGACUGCAUGACGGACAAAGCCGUUUGCAUAGACGGCUUCUGUGAAUGCCCCCGAAAUUAUGUCCGGUUAACAGUCAAAGACAGAAGUUUUGAUGCCUGCAGGGAAAUGAUUUAUUCCCUGUACGACCCCUGUGAGUUCGAUGAACAGUGCACCCACCUAGUGGAUCCUCUGUCCGUGUGCAAAAAAGUAUGCGUCUGCGCACCCUGGGCUAAAGACCGAAGGGGCAGAUGCUUCGCUCUCAGCGAACUCAACUCUAAUAGAAGUCAAGAAAUGUACAGAGUCGGUCUCAUAGCUGUCACAUGUAUCAUCAUCCUCAUUGUUGCAGUAUCAUUAUGGGUGACAUUGAAGAGAUCUUGCCACGAACAGAAUCUCGACGGGCAACGUAGGUCUAUCACACAAAACGAUGUGUCGUCGGGUAAUCGGAUAUCGAUAGAUUUAUCAUCGGACAAGCCUCCGUCAUAUGACGAUGUACUGGUCAACGAAGAUCAAGUAACAUCUCCACCAAAUUUCAAAGAUGCACUCAAAAACUGCAUGUCAGCCAAACGUUUAAUGAGACAAGUUUCGGCCCCAGCAGGACAAUUACUUCCCCAACCUGUAGUAGAAACUCCCAAAGGUGAAAAACCGUUUCAUGAAGCAUGAUUCAAUCCCACCACACGUUUAAAAGACAUUAGUUUACAGGGCUGGACCCAAAAUUUCGAAACGAACAUUCAAGAAUUAUUUAAAAUAACUGUGUAAAGAAUACCUUUUCGGAUAUAAAGGCACUCACAUGUGAUUUGAUCAAUUUUAUUUGAAAUCCCAUUCAGGUGAUACACUUGCAAUGGUUCGCAACUAAGACACUAAUUUUUCAUUUCAUUCCAUUUCAUAUACAUAUCAUGAAUUUUGAAGUCAUUUUCUUUCAAGUAAUUAUUUCAUGUUCAUUUUAUUCAAUGUAUUCAUUCAUAAAUGGAAUAAAGAAACAUAAUUCAAA